Messenger RNA from Topomyia yanbarensis, 8634 nucleotides. RefSeq names its product polypeptide N-acetylgalactosaminyltransferase 5 (gene Pgant5). The transcript is spliced from 11 exons. The coding region runs from base 1784 to 3718 and encodes 644 amino acids. Lineage: Eukaryota; Metazoa; Arthropoda; Insecta; Diptera; Culicidae. Gene Ontology annotation, cellular component: Golgi apparatus. The record is from RefSeq and is a predicted model, not a curated record.
AUCUAGUGCGCUCAUAAAAGUAGUGAACGUGAAAGCGAACGGUACGGUUGUUACGGUGCUAGGUGUGGUGUAUUUUCUCUAUCGCGAAUUGUUCCAAUUAGAUUUUUCAUAAACCGUAACGUGUUGAACUGGAUGAACUAAUUGAUGGCCCAAGUACCUAAUCAAAAUAAUUGUUAGCGAUAUUUCUGAAAAAAUGUGGAGAAUGCUGUGAAAACAUGCUGUUUCAACGUCAUAUUUCGCAUUUUUAUUGACACCGUGUCAAAUACGACGGUUGCUGUGUGUAAGUGAAAGAGUUGUAGAUUUAUUUUUUGUUUUCUUUCGUGUUGAGAGAAGGUGCUGGUGUGCAACUUGGAAUAUUGUUGGAAACGCGUAGGCUAUGAUUGGUAUUGCAACGCAGAGAUGUCUAUAGUAAAAUUUGAGAUAUACCUAUAAUGUUGCGAAUGAAUACUCUUGGGUGAUUAUCGUUUAAAGGUGAAUAGCUCGUUCCAGCAGGAAAACCCAAUUCCACUUGGAAAAUAUAAAUUGUGCAAGGUGGAAUCGACUAACCGCUGUAGUGUGCCGAGAAAGUAGACAGAAAAGAGAGAGCAAUUUUUGGGAAUAAGGUAAAAAUAAUACCUACUACUUAAAUAUUUGAGUUUAAAAAGUGAUGAUCAUUGAAUCAGUGUGAUGAUAAUUUCUAUUUAUUAUUGACACUUCACAAAUAUUCAAAAAGUAAAUAAAGUGUACAUAUUAGCGAGAAAUUAGUGGUUUUCGAGGCCGGCACCAACUACAAGCAACGAAGAGAGUGUGUUAAUUGAAGCAGAUGAAAUCGGAGUGAUGGGGGUGAAAAGUUGAUUAAUUCUUGCAGCAAAUCUCCGAAAAGAUGUACGUGGUUAUCAUUCGACAGAGCAGUAGUGUCGAGUUGCCGACGUUGCGAGUUGCAUUCGGAAGUGCUCUUGAACCGAGCGCUCAGUGCUUUCUGUAAUCUGCUCUCCUCGGCUAUUAUUGCGGAUUAAAAGUCAGCACCAGUGUAGAAUAGCGGAGAAUUAUACCGUUGCCUUCGGUACAUACAUACUGCGCGCAAUGCCGUAUAGUUGCCAACUUCCAUCACUGAUUCAUCAACCGAGCGGCAGUGUUUAUCAUCAAAUUUGUUGAUUUUUGAUUUUCGCCAGGAAAUCCAUUGCCUGUGUAACUGACGAGCCUCAAAAUAUGUCGGCAGACGGAACCGAGCAGUAGCUUCUGGAAUUACCGCGAACGCGUGUGAUGUGUUUAUUUAGUUUAACGCUGCUGUUUAAUUUUUCCUACAACGUGCCGUCGUUCAUAUAGGAUAGUAGUUAUUGCAUUCAUCAGGUUUUUCAUGUGUUAUUUCUAGGUAAAUUGUUGUUCGGCUUAGCGUGAAUAAUUCAUGGAAACCAAAUAUUUGUUUUGUUGUUGGAGCUGCUGCCGCGAAAAGCCUACACAACGACAGUGAAAGUCCUUCCCUUUUCACGUACGGGUGUUUAUUUCGUUAGGCAGAAAAGCUCGUCGUAGGCCAGCGCAAAAAGUAGUGUAAUGUAUUAAUGAAAUUCGAUUCGCAUUUACCGCCAGCGUCAGGAAGCGUUCCGCUGUGCAGCUAACAGUGGCUCGUGUCUAACUGUACGGUAAAGUGAGCGUUGUGUUGCAGCAUUGCAGUGCGGAAGUGAGGAAUCCUAUCCAUUCCACGUUAGCCGGCUGUGCUUGGAGUGGUGCUGGCAGUUGAAAUAGCAACAACUUCAUUGCUCGACUCGGCUGUAACCAGUCUGCCUUCUGGUAGCUUUGGCAGAAAAUGACCAGUAUCAACUAUUCGAGAAUGUUUCGUGGCAAAAUUCGUACCAACACAUGCCGGAUUGUGCUGCUAACUUCGCUGGUGUGGUUGCUUAUCGAUGUGAUACUAAUAAUGAACUACGCCGAUUGUCUCGGCGGUUCCAGUUGGCUCUGUAAACGACCCGGAGAAUACGAUGUUGAGCUUCCGCACAGUGCACAGCAACAGCAGAAACACCAUCCGGCAGGGCGGGGUGGUCUCGCCGAGGACGACGAUCCUAUAGUUGACGAAGAGGAAAUCGAUACAAAUUCCAACAACCUAGGAGACCAAGGGUUCGAUAACACGAUGCCCCGAACGUACCGCCCACAGGAGCUGAAAAAGUGGCGCCCUGUUCCACAAGUAGGCGAGAACUACGGAAAACCUGGUGAAUUAGGUAAGCCGGUGAAAAUUCCAUCCAGUCAGCAAGAGCUGAUGAAAGAGAAGUUCAAGGAAAACCAGUUUAAUCUACUAGCCAGCGAUAUGAUCUGGUUGAACCGGUCGCUAACGGAUGUGCGGCAUCACGAUUGCAAAAAGAAACACUACCCAGCCAAGCUGCCAACCACUUCAAUAGUGAUAGUGUUUCAUAACGAAGCCUGGAGCACGCUUCUGCGUACCAUUUGGAGUGUCAUCAAUCGGUCGCCGCGGCCGCUGCUCAAGGAGAUCGUCCUUGUAGAUGAUGCCAGCGAACGUGAACACCUGGGUGAGCAGUUGGAAGACUAUGUACGGACACUGCCGGUGCAUACCUAUGUUCUGCGGACCGGCAAACGGUCCGGAUUAAUACGAGCAAGACUACUCGGUGCCAAGAAUGUCAAGGGACAGGUCAUUACCUUCCUGGACGCCCACUGUGAAUGCACCGAAGGGUGGUUGGAGCCGUUGCUGGCGCGCAUCGUGCUGGACCGUAAGACUGUCGUUUGUCCCAUUAUCGAUGUGAUAUCGGAUGAGACGUUCGAAUACGUCACUGCCUCGGAUCAAACGUGGGGUGGUUUCAACUGGAAGCUUAACUUCAGAUGGUAUAGGGUUCCGGCGCGAGAAAUGCAGCGACGAAACCAAGAUCGAACAGCGCCCUUGCGAACGCCUACUAUGGCCGGUGGGUUGUUUUCCAUCGACCGUGACUAUUUCUACGAAAUUGGUUCGUAUGACGAAGGUAUGGACAUUUGGGGUGGUGAAAAUCUUGAAAUGUCCUUUAGGGUAUGGAUGUGCGGUGGAACGCUGGAAAUAGCACCAUGUUCCCGGGUUGGUCACGUUUUCCGCAAAUCAACGCCGUACUCUUUUCCGGGCGGUACGUCGCAGAUCGUUAACAAAAAUAAUGCCCGCUUGGCUGAAGUGUGGCUCGACGGCUGGAGUGAAUUUUACUACAAUAUUAACCCAGGUGCACGCAAGGCUUCCGCCGGUGAUGUAAGCGAACGAAAGGCACUUCGCGAACGGCUAAAGUGCAAGAGCUUCCGCUGGUAUCUAGAGAACAUCUACCCGGAGAGUCAGAUGCCGCUGGAUUAUUACUUCCUGGGUGAGAUCCGGAACGUGGACUCGGGCAACUGUCUCGACACGAUGGGCCGCAAGUCGAACGAGAAAAUCGGCAGCAGCUACUGUCACGGAUUGGGCGGAAACCAGGUGUUUGCCUAUACUAAACGGCACCAGGUAAUGUCGGAUGACAACUGUUUGGAUGCAUCGAAUGCGCUGGGACCAGUGAAUUUGGUGCGAUGCCACGGGAUGGGUGGCAAUCAGGAGUGGGUAUACGAUGAUGAGGAUAAGACUAUCAAGCACGUCAAUAGCGGCAACUGCCUGACGCGGCCAACCGUUGAUGAUCCGUCCACUCCGCUGUUGCGGCCGUGCACCUUCUCCUCCAAGGGCCAACAGUGGUUGAUGCAGUCGAAGUUCAAAUGGCAGGCGCAACACGACCAUCGGAUCGGCGAAGAUAGAUAAAAGUAGUCCCGAAGGCAAACAUCAUACAGAUCAGCUACAUAUUUCCAUCCAUAGAAAAGAAUUCACGCAGAAACUCAGCAUAGGUAUGGUGGGGCAUAAUAUUUAGGAGUCGUGUUAGAGCUAGAAAAGGACUCCCCCACAGCAAUUCAACUGCUGUUAUGAUCUUCACCACCGUCAUCAUCAUAGUCGUGUUUUUAAGUUAGUUCAAAAACACCUUUGGUUUUAGUCGAUCAAUAUCAAUACCAUGAUUAGUGAAGUUAGGGUAAUAUUUUUAUUGUUUAAACGUUAAAUAUGGUUUAUGACAAGUGCUUUCGCGACCACAUCGUUCGAUUGAGAGUUCUGAAGCAAUUUGCAUACGUGGUUACACGAUUAGGCCUGUGAGAACGAGAAAGAAAGAAAAAAACUAAUUGCUUUGAGUGAAUAAACUUUUUGGACGUGAUAAGACAUAAAAUAUUAGAUAAUAAAAUAAAUGGAUGAACAAAUCAUGAGCGCCCUACCAGGCGCUACACUAAAGGAACCUGUUCGCCGUGUAAAUACGCACCAUGAUUAGAAAAACCUUUUUUCCAACGACUGAUAACUGCAAGCGAAAAUGUGGCAGACGGAUGAAAGUUUACCAAUUAGCACAGAAGCGGAUAUGUUCCUACUCAAGAAAUAGCCGACAACAGGAAAUAAAUACAACAGAGUGUUUGUUGCUCGUUUAAUAUUCCAGUUGAAUCUUUGAUAUUGACUGCAGAGCGGAUUUGAAAAACGAACAGUCUCACUGGAGCCGUUUAGUCGUACAUUCCUUUGUACGAAAGUGAUUGAAUUUUACCGAUUUUUAAUUAGCUCUUAGUUGAACUACAAGACAGAUUAAAAUCGGAAGCACUAUUGAUAACAUAAUAGUAUCAUCUAUAGCCUAUUUAAACACAUUCGUUAGAGCAGCGUCUCUGCUAUCUCAGUUCAAUGUUUUUGUUCAACGGUGCUCGAUACGAGUUUUCACAUCUUUCAUUCAUCAGGCCAGUUUUGUUAUUAAACUGCUUCUUAGGAACGAUGCAAAGAUGUUGAUACAGAUUUACAUACAAUACAUCGAUUGUAAACUAAGUAAUCAAUGAAAUUAAAUUGUUGAGCGCUGAUUAAAGAGACGAAUACGGAAUCAUCAAAGCUACGAUUUCAAUAGUAUAUGAGUUUUGAAUGUGAACUCAGUCUGGGGUCAAAAACAAAAACAUCCUCCACUUGGUUUUAUAUACGUACAAAGGUAGUGGAUGCGAAUAAUUAAAUUCUGCGAUAUUGCCAAUGGCAUUAUCGGCAAAAAAUAUACUGCUUUUCAGCGACAUUUGAUACAAUCAAUCAUCUUCUUGUUUCUGGUUAUCAUUUCGCACGACGAAGGUAGAGGAAAACUUGUGGAAUAGCACAUCUGCAUAUCAAGUAUAGAAAAUAUUAAUCAGUAUCAGGAUGUCACUUUUGCAUUAUUCGUUCCGAAUUUAUCCUUUCCCUUAACCCUUAGUUUUGUGACAUACGGCCACUAGACUGGUUCACGGUUGUAUGGAAAAAAAUUAAAUGAUCCUAAUUAGCGAGCCAUUGUGAAUUCCUUUUUGUAGACCCAAAUGGCUGUACAUAUUUUGGGAGAAAUUGGUUGCAGAAUUUGGGCAUUGCAUUUAAUGUUUAUAGAAAUUAGUAUGGAAAAAGGUACUACACCUCUGCUCAUACAGAUCGCUAUUUCACUUUAAUUGAAAAAAGUGAAGUGAAAUUACGCCUGCAACUAAAUUUUAAGUAGAAGUUAAACAAUCAAGAGUCUAGAAAUUUUCAUUCAAACUUUAUAUUGACACUGAAAAUUCGUUAUGAUUGGUUUUUGAACAAAUGAUGCUUUAUUUAUGUGUGUUGUACCACCAACCAAUGGCAAUUUUAGUGAGCAAAUACAAUAUCAGAAUAUUCAAUCUUACUGUUAGCUGAAUUGAACUGGCUCUCUGAUUUUCCAAAAAUAUUCAAGUGAGUGAGAAAAUCAUUCUGAUUUUUUUCGAAGAUAAGUUUCUGCGAUGAACGUGUUCUGAGAUAUUUAAAAUGGAACUGUUGGUGGUACAUUUACAGUGUUGGCAGAAACAAAAAUUUUAAACAAUUAAAAAAUGCAUUAAUGCAAGUUACAGUUUUCGACAAAGUUUUUAAUCACACUGUACAAACUUUUUACAGGAGUGUGUUUUUAAUUUGAGUGAAAUAACUUAACGGAACGUUCGGAGAUAGUUGUUUCUCAUACUUAUCUACAUACAGUCAUUUGGGACCAUAGAAGAAACUCCUAAACUACCGCUAUAAGCAUAAAUGUCUUAUGUGCUAUGGGAUUCCCUAUACACAUUACACAAUUAUGCGUAAGGCGGCAGUAUAGUGCCGUGCUGAAAUAGGGCAUAUGACGACCCACUCUCAUGGGCACUCUAUAGCAAGGUCUAAACAAGCGUCAUAAUUAAUAGUGUGCUUAACAUAUAUGUCACGUAAUUGAUAACGAUGACGUUAUCGCUAACAGGUGUUGAAGUGAAAUUCAAAAAAACAACCCUGUUUAAUGACUCACUCAUACAAGUACAGAAGCAGUUUUCUUUUUGACGCAUGUUAAGAACUCGUCGCUGUUGUGCUAUCUUAUGACAAACGCCAUUUUGGGGUAAACUGAGUUAGAUAUGCCACAUUACUCGUCUAACGAAUCUCUACAAGAUGGCGUUCCCAGAAUUUUGAAAUUUUGCUUGGUUACUGAAAUAUAACGAGAAAAGUUAUUAGAAAUUGUGAGUUUUUUGCUUCGAAUAAUUAUAUCUUGGGAUUGGCUGAAGUUAUAAUGAAGUUUUAGUUGCUUUUAUGUGUAAAAAUGCCAUAGGAACACAAUCAUAUAAUAAUUUUCAUUAGAAAAAUACAUGCAUUGGGAGAAAAACGCAGUUUUAGCUUUAAACUGGAAAUAUUGCAUAUUUGGCAACACUGUAACCAAAAAUAACUAUUUUUUCUAGGUUCCCUGACUCAUUUCCUUCAAAAUGCAUCCAACCGAUUGUUUAUAGACCAAAUUAAACCAAAGAUAUGAAUAAAAGUUUAUAAUUGGUGAAGUUUUUCUAUGGAAAAUUUGUCAUGCACGAUUAUGACACAUCAUACACAUUUUGUCAUCAAUACACACCUAUGACACGUGUGAGUGCGACUUUUGUUUACAUUUUUAGUGACAACUCGCAACAUAGUCAACCGAUCUUCGUAAUAUUUGAGAGAUUAAUACAGAAUAGGUAGAAGCAUCAAUUGUCUUCUCUGAAUUGUUUCUACCAUUUAUAAGUUUCAUGAUAUUCAAUCUCAAACUUUAAAAAUCGUUUUUCUCGAAAUGUGCAAAAUGGCGCUUGUCAUAAGAUAGCACAACAACGAACUUCCUAUAUAACGACAUUAAUGUCAGCUAACAUAUUUUCAAACGAAUGGCAAGCAUGUGAUUGUGAUACUGAGGAUUGAGCUGAAUAGUAGAAAACUGACUGCCAAUAAAAUACAUAACAUCUUAAUGAUUCGUUAUCUAGUUUUUCAUUCGACAUUUCUAUUCCGAGUGGCCAAACAUCUAAGUCGAGCAAAAUCCGCAAUCAUUAGGGGCCAUAGACCGAUAAAUAGUCCCAAGAUCCAACAAAUAAAAACUAAUCACUUGUUGAAAACGGACCAUUUGCAUUUAAGCGAAGAAAUAACUAUAAUAGGCGUACAGUGUAAAACAAGGCCCCCUUUGUAAAUGAUACUCGAUCGAAAGAAUGAUUAACCUAGAUGGUGUAAAUAAAUAGUGUAUUAUAUUGAUUACAGAAAACUACUGAAAAUCAAAUGAGAAGAAAAAGGACACAAAAUAUCAUUUACUGAUAGUGAAACAGAAAAACGAAAAAUCUAAGAAUAUAUGUAAGUGAUAGAUGGCAGACAUAGUUGAAAUUUACAAAAAACAAAACAAAUCGUGAUCGACAAAAUUUCUAUAUCAUCAGUACUAAGGCAAAGCAUAGAUAGUUUCAGGCAAAGCAAAACCGACGGAAAGUCGAUGUUUUAUUUCAAAAUAUAUUUUUAUUUUUCUGUGAAAGUAGCAAUUUCAAUUUAAUUGAGUCUAGCAAAUAGUUUUAAAAGGUUUAUUUUUCUUCAGGUGAUGGUGUGCAAUUUUUCAUUUUAAGCUUAUUUAUCUUCAAUUAUUUUCUGCAAACAUCAUAGUAAAGCAGCGUCAGAAAAACAACUUAUGGUUGUAUUUUAGUUAGAAAUUGUAAGCGCAAAUUAGUAAGGCUGUACAUUGUUUUAGCGAGCUAAUACGGUAAACUUCGGGUCGUUUUCCCUGGAGUAAUGAACAGUGACCGGAAUCUGCAUCAUGAGAUCCGAAACUCACAUAGCGGAACAUAAAUUUUUGUACCUCAGUAUUAGUCUAUUCCUACAAAGUUGAAAAAAUCUUCCAUAACACUAAUUCGCAACAUAACUUUUUAUACUACUUAACUACAUUCCUCCUCCGAAGAUCUAAACACGCCGUUAUAGUUCAAUCAAAUAAAAAAUAUAUCAUCCACCUACACAAACCACGGUGGUAAAUUUCGAAGUUUCAGUCGAUUUUGAAGAAAAAACAAAGCCGGGCCAAUUUAAUUGCAGGGCAAACGUAAUAUCAUUAUUGAAAGUACUACUACUAAGCUGCUUGGUUUCUUUGUUUUUAUUGUUAAAAAUUCACAUUGUUCCAUUAAGCAUUAAGACACGAAUGUUUGAGCUGCAUGAGAAGCACAUUUUAUUGUCUGGAUAAUACGGAGUACGUGUAUCAGAUGAAAAAUAGGACAUAUAAACUGUUUGUAUGAUAGAAGGAACCAGCACUGAGUGAACUGAGUCACUUUACAUCGCUCGACCAUUGAACGGAAUUAAUUUAAAUAUAUAAAUGCGUCGGUAUAAAAAGGAAUAUUGUGCGAUAGCAUGUAGUUUUUUUUUUUUGAAAAAUAAAAUCAUGAAGUUUU